Messenger RNA from Merops nubicus (carmine bee-eater), 2304 nucleotides. RefSeq names its product TANK-binding kinase 1 (gene TBK1). Gene Ontology annotation, biological process: peptidyl-serine phosphorylation. The transcript is spliced from 20 exons. The record is from RefSeq and is a predicted model, not a curated record. Lineage: Eukaryota; Metazoa; Chordata; Aves; Coraciiformes; Meropidae. Gene Ontology annotation, molecular function: ATP binding; protein serine/threonine kinase activity. The coding region runs from base 32 to 2233 and encodes 733 amino acids. Gene Ontology annotation, cellular component: cytoplasm.
AAAAAGAAAACUGUCUAAUUAAAGAGCAAGAAUGCAGAGCACUCCGAACUACCUCUGGCUGUUAUCUGACAUUCUAGGACAGGGAGCUACUGCAAAUGUUUUCCGGGGACGACAUAAGAAAACUGGGGAUUUAUAUGCUGUCAAAGUGUUUAACAGCAUAAGUUUCCUUCGUCCUGUGGAUGUUCAGAUGAGAGAGUUCGAAGUGUUGAAGAAACUAAAUCAUAAGAACAUUGUCAAGUUGUUUGCCAUCGAGGAAGAGACAACGACUAGACACAAAGUACUAGUUAUGGAAUUUUGUCCAUGUGGGAGUUUGUAUACAGUUUUAGAGGAGCCCUCUAAUGCCUUUGGUUUGCCAGAGUCUGAGUUCUUAAUUGUUCUGAGAGACGUGGUGGCUGGGAUGAAUCAUCUCCGGGAGAACGGAAUAGUGCACCGAGACAUCAAACCGGGCAAUAUCAUGCGUGUCAUAGGUGAAGAUGGACAGUCAGUUUACAAACUUACAGACUUUGGUGCUGCAAGAGAGCUUGAAGAUGAUGAACAGUUUGUUUCUCUCUAUGGCACAGAAGAGUAUUUACAUCCUGAUAUGUAUGAACGAGCAGUUUUGAGGAAAGAGCAUCAAAAGAAGUAUGGGGCAACAGUUGAUCUGUGGAGCAUAGGGGUGACCUUUUACCAUGCUGCAACAGGGAGCUUGCCUUUCCGACCCUUCGAAGGACCUCGUCGAAACAAGGAAGUCAUGUAUAAAAUAAUCACUGGAAAGCCUUCUGGUGCUAUUUCUGGAAUACAGAAAGCAGAAAAUGGACCAAUUGAGUGGAGCUGGGAGAUGCCUGUUUCUUGUAGUAUUUCAAAGGGUCUGCAGGUGCUGCUCACACCUGUCCUUGCAAAUAUUCUUGAAGCAGACCAGGAAAAAUGCUGGGGAUUUGACCAGUUCUUUGCAGAGACGAGUGACAUACUGCUCCGAAUUAUAAUCCACAUCUUUUCCCUGCAGCAGAUGACCUUGCACAAAGUUUAUAUUCACAGCUAUAAUACAGCAGCGAUAUUUCAUGAGUUGGUUUACAAACAGACAAAAAUACCAUCUCAGAAUCAAGAGUUGAUCUACGAAGGUCGACGUUUAAUCCUAGAGCCUGGCAGAUUGGCACAGCACUUCCCCAGGACAACUGAGGAGAACCCUAUCUUUAUAGUAAGCAGGGAGGCUGUGAACAUUGUUGGAUUAAUCUAUGAAGAAGUUUUACUUCCUAAAGUACAUCAACGUUACGAUUUGGAUGGGGAUGCCAGUAUGGCUAAAGUGAUAACGGGGAUCGUGUGCUACGCCUGCAGAGUUGCCAGUUCUUUGCUGCUUUACCAGGAGCUGAUGCGGAAAGGAAUUCGGUGGCUCAUUGAAAUAAUCAAGGAUGAUUACAACGAAAUGGUUCAUAAAAAGACAGAAGUUGUCAUCCGGCUGGAUUUCUGCAGCAGAAACGUUGAGAAAGCUGAGAAAAUAUAUGAGAAUUUGAUGCAGAUCAACUUGGAAGCAUCAGAAGUGGAUGAAAUUUCAGAGAUACACACAAAGCUGUUGCGUCUCUCCAGCUCUCAGGGCACAAUAGAAACUAGUCUUCAAGAUAUCAAAACCAAACUUUCUCCUGGUGGCUUAUUGGCUGACACCUGGGCAAAUCAGGAAGGCAUGCACCCAAAGGACAGAAAUCCAGAAAGGCUGAAGGCACUGCUAUGUUCCAUCACAGAUAUUUACUACCAGUUCAAAAAAGACAAAGCAGAACGAAGGCUUCCUUAUAAUGAAGAACAAAUUCACAAGUUUGACAAGCAGAAGCUGUAUUUGCAUGCUACAAAAGCCAUAGCUCUGUUCAAAGAUGAAUGUGUCAGCAAGUAUGAUACAUUUCUGGACAAGGCUGAGGACUGGACAAGGAAAAUGCUUCACACCAGGAAGCAGUUACUGGCUCUCACCAACCAGUGUUUUGAUAUUGAAGAAGAGGUCUCCAAAUACCAGGACUACAUAAAUGAGUUACAAGAUGCUCUGCCACAGAAAAUGUUUGCAGCAUCUAGUGGGAUGAAACAUACAAUGAAUACAGUCUAUCCAAGCUCAAACACAUUAGUGGAAAUGACUCUUGGUAUGAAGAAACUAAAGGAGGAAAUGGAAGGAGUUGUUAAAGAGCUGGCUGAGAACAAUCACAUUUUGGAAAGAUUUGGUGCUUUGACAACCGAUGGCGGCCUGCGGAACAUGGACUGUGGCUUUCAAAGGACCUGAAGAGGAUUUUGUAAAUUUUUUCAGAGGGGGGAAAAAAAGUGUUCGGACAUUUAAAGGCAGAUAAUAAAUCU